GUGGAGGGUUUAAAAACUUAAGUGAAAAUUAAUCUAAUGUAAUAAAUUGAUUGAUAAUACUUCGCAAAUUAGACACAAAAUAAAACUAGAUCAACAUGAUGUCAUCAACAAAACUAAAACCAAUUACAACAUUCCAAAGCCUCAUUUGUCUAAGUCUCAAGACGCCAAUCUAUGAAGCAAAGGAGAAAAAAUUGGAACUAACUAAUUUAAAAAUGGGGUAGAGAAUGAAGAGAUAAGCUGCAUGCUAAACAGUUUGUUUUGAUAAUAAUAUAUAUUUCAGAAAAACACUCUCAUCUCAUUGUAAAUAUCAAAUCACAACUAUUGAUUAGUCUAAUAGCCAGGAAAGCAUUUUUCUAUGCGACAUUGUAGAAAUUUAAAAUUGACUUUUACAAGGUAGAUGAUUAAACAAAAUAAAAAUGA
Messenger RNA from Paramecium octaurelia, 420 nucleotides. The record is from the annotation of a GenBank genome assembly. Lineage: Eukaryota; Ciliophora; Oligohymenophorea; Peniculida; Parameciidae.